This is a messenger RNA of Rhincodon typus (whale shark), 932 nucleotides long. Its product is annotated as putative methyltransferase DDB_G0268948. The transcript is spliced from 7 exons. Bases 120 to 932 code for a protein of 270 amino acids. The record is from RefSeq and is a predicted model, not a curated record. Lineage: Eukaryota; Metazoa; Chordata; Chondrichthyes; Orectolobiformes; Rhincodontidae. Gene Ontology annotation, molecular function: S-adenosylmethionine-dependent methyltransferase activity.
GAUACAGACACACUCAAUUAUCCAUUGUUCUCAGACAGGAUGUUAUCCAUGUUACAUCAUUCACCAGAUGACAAUAGACAGGUUGUGAUAGAGGUGCUGUCAUUCGUGAGACACCAACAAUGGCAAGGUACUUUUUUGAAGAUCAGGGACAUGCUGCCCUGUACCAGAAGUACAGGCUUCCUUCACCCAAUGAAAUCCACACCCUCAUCCUCAACUACCUAUGGACAAAGAAGGGGAAGCCAUUCGCCCUCGCAGUGGAUGUUGGAUGUGGCUCUGGUCAGAGCACCAGAGGAUUGGCUUCUCACUUUGAAAAAGUGGUUGGAAUCGAUGUCAGUGAAGCUCAGAUUGAAGAGGCCAAGAGAAUGGAUGGACCUGAUAAUGUCUGUUACAGGCAAGGUGUGGCAGAAGAGCUGGAGUUCAAGGAUGGUUCCGUUGACCUGGUAACCGUGGGAGCAGCAGCUCAUUGGUUUGACAUGGAGAAGUUCAUGAAGGAAGUUGACCGAGUUUUAAAACCCAAAGGCUGCCUGGCUCUGUAUUGCUAUGCAGUUCCCUGUAUAUUGAAUUACGAUGAUUGUUCUGAACCCCCAACCCAGAUUGUCCAAGAGUUGUUCCAAACAUUAGUGCCCUAUGAGACCAAUGCAAAUAAAAUUGUGUGGAAUGAAUACAGGGACAUAUUUGAUGCUAUCACUUUCCCUGAUAAAGAGAGAGCUGAAGACAUUUAUAUCAGGCUGAAGAAACCACUUUUGUGGCUCAUUGGAUUUCUGAAUUCCUCGGUUUUAUAUCAAGCCUACCGAAAGAAAGAUCCAGAAAAUGCUGAAGUCUCAUUGGAGAAUACUAAGCAAAGGCUUCUGAAGGCCAUGGGAGUGUCCAGUGAUACUGUUGUGGAAUUCUGUAUCAAAUAUUAUUGCCUCUUGGCGAGUAAACCUGAGUGA